Messenger RNA from Pocillopora damicornis (cauliflower coral), 2790 nucleotides. RefSeq lists its product as uncharacterized. Gene Ontology annotation, molecular function: formylglycine-generating oxidase activity. Lineage: Eukaryota; Metazoa; Cnidaria; Anthozoa; Scleractinia; Pocilloporidae. Gene Ontology annotation, biological process: protein oxidation. The record is from RefSeq and is a predicted model, not a curated record.
GAAAACUCAGAGCGCAUGAAGUGUGCAUAACACGCUCCAACGCUUCCUCAUUGUUUUCUUUUUUUUUUUCCUGUUGAUAACAAUGGACAUUGUUCCAAAAUAGGUGAGGAGGUCAUUGAAAUCGUUUUAUAAAGUUCUAGAAAGUCACAAACUGUGAAUAUUUCCGUGCAGUGUCUGGGUUGUAAAGGUCGAAGAAGCUUCUCUAUGAUUUGAUGUCAUCCUAACUGAAACUGUGGCUGCAGCUGGACAUCCCAGGCCCCCGCGACCAGAGAGGCGGAAGAUUUUCAAAACGUGACUACGAGCGUGCUCAAAGGAACUUCAUAGUAAAUUUCACUCUGACUCUCUAGCCAGUAGCGAUGGUUGUGUUUCAGCCAAGUGGUAGACGCGUUCUUCACUCUUUAAAGCCAUGCGAUCUCUCGUCUUGUACCAAGAGAGAGAUCAAAGAAUACUUCGAAAACACCUACGACCUGUACGAGACAUUAUUCACGAGUCUAAAAGAUGAGUCAGCAUUUUACAAAUGCCCAGAUCGUCUGCGUCUUCCUUUGAUAUUUUACUUUGGCCAUACAGCAGCUGUUUAUAUCAAUAAACUUGUUCUUUCAGGCCUUCUGAAGGAGAGGGUGAAUUUUUUCCUUGAGACACUCUUUGAGACAGGUGUAGAUGAAAUGUCAUGGGAUGACACGGAGAACUACAGGAUGGGAGGCAGCUUUAAAUGGCCAACAGUUGUUGAAGUGGCAGAAUUCCGCAGGAAAACACGCCAAGUCAUGUUGGAUGUCAUUGAGAACACACCGCUGGAACUGCCCGUUACUCAGGACAGCCAAUGGUGGGCGGUUUUCAUGGGAUUUGAACAUGAAAGGAUCCACUUUGAGACCUCAUCAGUUUUGAUUCGUCAGAUGCCACUGGAACUUGUCAAAAAACCUAAGGGAUGGAAAAAUGGACCAUUGAACACAGGCGAUCCUGUGUCGUCCAAUCCACUGAUUGAAAUAACAGAGCAGGCUGUGAGCAUGGGCAAACCAGAAAACUUUCCAUCAUAUGGCUGGGACAACGAAUAUGGCGAAUGGAAUGUCAAGGUUCCGCCUUUCAGAGCUUCCAAAUAUCUGAUCACCAAUCGGGAGUAUUUGGAUUUUGUCAAUGAUGGAGGUUAUGAAGACUCCAAGUACUGGACUGAUGAAGGCUGGAAUUGGAAACUGUUCCGCAAAAUGCGUCAUCCUACUUUUUGGGUUUGUGGAAAAAAGUGCAAAUCUGGUUGUGGUGGAGACUUAGCAACUUACUCUCACUGUAAGGAAGAAAGUGACGUCAAUCAUAACAUGAAUGGGCAUUAUAAUGGUGUUGCCAAUGGUGUUGCCAAUGGAGUUGCCAAUGGAGUUGCCAAUGGAGUUGCUAAUGGAGUUGCCAAUGGAGUUGCCAAUGGUGCUGUUAAUGGGUUUGCCAAUGGUGUCUUAAAUGGUGAUCAUCAUGUAAAUAGUGACUCAGAGGAGAUGGAGUGUCCUUACAAGUACCGUGCAAUGUUUGAGGUGAUGGAAAUGCCCAUGGACUGGCCUGCAGAAGUGAACUACCAUGAAGCAAAAGCUUUCUGUGCCUGGAAGGGUUCAGACUACCGUCUGCCUACAGAGGCUGAACAUCAUGCCAUGCGCGGACCCCAGAAAUCUCCCUCAGAGGGUACUACCUCUGACAUUAUCUACCAGGAUGAUACAAAAGCAAACAUCAACAUGGCGUAUGGCUCUUCCACACCUGUGAACAUGUUCCCACCGACUAAAGCUGGAUUUUGUGAUGUCUUUGGAAACGUAUGGGAUUGGUGUGAAGACCAUUUUAAUGGAUUUAAAGAUUACAAACCUCACUUUUUGUAUGAUGACUUUUCCACGCCAUGUUUUGAUGGAAGACACAACAUGAUCAUGGGUGGCAGCUGGGUUUCUACAGGAGAUGGGGCAUCACGAUUUGCUCGUUUUGCUUUUCGCCGCCAUUUCUUCCAGAAUCUUGGCUUUAGACUUGUGCAGUCCAUUGCGGAUAGUCCACCAAUACGUUUGGUUGGGACUCCUGUGUUUGUGCUUGGAGUUGGUGUAGAAGACAAUCCUUCGACUGUGCCUGGUGUUGACAACAGUGCAUAUUACUCCACUUCCAAUUCACAAUACCAUGAUGAUGCGGAAGAGUUUCUACNUUCACAACUCAAUGUAUGUUUUCAGGGAAUGGACAACAACGUCGAAGAGCAUGAGGAGCUAGUUCAGCUUUGCGUGGAUGCCAUACAGAAGUGUGAAUGCCCUGUUAAGAAGGCUUUGGAAAUCAUGUGCUCUGUAGGACGACUCUCGUAUGAACUGAGCAGGCAUUUUGAUCAGGUGAUUGCUAUAGACCACAGUGGUCGUCUGCUCGAUGCAGCCCUGAAGAUUCAGCAAGGAAAAUCCUUGGAGAUCGCCAGCGCUCUGGACAAGCGUUUUUCCAGUAUUCCUCUCAACAAGAUUAUAGCCGAAACUGAGAAAGUGCUGUUCCAACAGUUCACCUGGCUGCCAAAUGAGAUUGGUGUUUAUGACGUCAUUGUCAUGCCUUGCCUCCACCGUCUGGCCAAUGUUAAAGCUUGGUUGAUUCGCCUGUGGGAGAUCAUCAAUCCAAAAGGUCUGUUGAUCAUCAAGACCAACAUCACAUGGGAUCUUGAAUCACUGAAAGCUGUGCUUGGAAACAGAUUUUCUCUUUUGGAGCUCCGCUUGGUGAAAAGCAAGCGGGAAGGACUGCGCAAGUCUGACAUGUGCCACUCAAGUGUUACCAUAUGGAGGAGCAAACAGUAAAUUGCGCUACUGGAACGUU